UUGACCACUGUUGACUCUGUUCGUUGUACAUACACGCGAUCGUACUCCACGCACAAAAGAUUCUCUGCUAGAUACUGUACCACCACACCACUUAUUUCUACUUCAUGUUUAGUAGUUUUGCACACAUAGAUUCACAGAGCUCUGUGCAAAAAGCUAUCGCAAAUAAAUUGCAAAUUCUUUGUGAAGUGAAUGUUAGCGAGCUGAAUGAACAAGAAGCACCCUUCCUACAUUUCUUUCAUAGUUUGAUUAUUAAACAAGGUAAAUAUCGUCAUCGCCGUUCAUUUUCAUGAUAUUAUUCUCAUCUCGUCUCAUCUAUUGUACCGACGACGACGACGUCGACGGUGUGGCACUUCUCUCUCACAUUUCUACCGUGUCGUAUCAAGAAGAAGGAGGAUAAUUUAUUUAUUCCUCUCUUCUUCAUCAGAAUUUCUAAACCGUUUUUGCAACAAAAAGUUCCACGAGUUUUGUGAAUAUUAAUAAUUUUCCAGUGAUGAUGAUAGUGUUCUUCAAGCCAAGUUCAAUCUCAUCACCUUGAUCAUAUCCCUGCACAUAUUAUUAUUAGUGCCUAAAAAAGUGUGCAUAUAAAAAGUGGUCUUCUGACUCAAAGGUCAAAUCACUUGGCCAAAUAUAAUAGGUAAACAACCAAAAUGCAAUUUCCCCCAGCAUCCGUCGCCUUCACGCAGCUUCUGAGUGCGAUAUGCAUCAUGAUGGGAUGCGAGCACAAGUAUCCAGCCCCCGUUCAGAAUAUCGUGACCCCGCAAUUAUCAGCGUCAGCCUACAACACGGUGAACAGUCCGAGUUACAUCGUCGUCAAAGAGGAUGGUUCCACCUCCGAGGGAAAAAUUGUGACACGACGGGGUCGCCUCGCAGGGAAAGGUCACCUUUUAAGGAAUGAUGACGACCUUAGUAAUCAAAUCGGAGAUGGUGACGACCUGGACCAGGCUGACGAUGAUCACGUCAUGUUGCCCCCAAUCGUCGAAAUACCAGGUCUUGGACGGGUUGAAGGGUAUCACAUGCGGGUCGUUAGUGGUCGACAGAUUUACGCUUUUGAAGGAAUUCCUUACGCACAAGCGCCCGUAACCAAGUUUAGAUUUCAGGCAACUGCUCCUCAUCUGGGAUGGAAUGCCACUAAAUUAGAUGCUAAAGACCCUGGACCGCCUUGUAUACAGUUGGUUUAUGGAAGAAUAAAGGGUUCGGAGGACUGUUUACGGUUAAAUAUUUACUCUCCAAAGAUUCCCAAUGGAAAAACACAGCAAAAACAUCCCGUCAUCAUCUUCAUUCAUGGAGGUCUAUUUCUUGCUGGAGCGGGGUCAAAUUUCGGUCCUGCAUAUCUCCUCAGAGAAAACGUAAUUCUAGUCACAUUCAACUACAGGUUGGGAAUUAUGGGAGCGUUUUCUACGGGGGAUUCUGCAGCGUCGGGAAACUGGGGGUUAAAGGAUCAAGCUUUUGCGAUCAAUUGGGUGCACAAGCACAUCUCUUCCUUCGGAGGUGACCCUGACCAUUUGGUAAUAAUGGGUCAAUCCGCCGGCGGAGUGUGUGCCCACCUUCAAAUGAUGUCCCCAUUAGCGAGGGACAAGUUACGAGCAGCCAUAACCAUUUCCGGUGGCGCUUAUAAUUUUUGGGGUCUCAACAGUCUCGACCAAGGUCUCAGUGCGAGUCGAAGUAGUGCCCGAUUUGCUCGAUGUUCCCCCAAUCAAGCGUCCCCCGCAUUGUUGGCCUGCAUGCAAAACGCAUCCGCCGAAGUGCUCGUGGCCAACCAGAUAUUCACGUUCGGCUCUGCCCUCCCCGUCCCCAUGAUUGAGCCCCCCGUGCCGGGAGCAUUUCUGUCCGAAACUCCAGACUCUGCUUAUCAAAAGGGUCACGUGGCGAGGAUUCCUCUCAUAACGACCGUCACUUCGGAGGAAAUCAAUGCCUACAUUGCAGAGAUAACGGGACGUGGUGGGAUACGAAUCCUGAAUGGAUUAUUUGACGUCGAUGCUGCCAGCCUGUUGGGGCUUCGAGGAAGAAUUCCAUCCACCUCAGAGCGCAGCACGGUUAACAAGAUUAGAAGCUAUUAUGGAAUUAGUGGACGACGAGUUUUAAUCCCUAGGCAAUUAUUUACACAAGUUGGGAACGCGAGAUAUUUCACGGUACCAUUUCACCGUAGCGUCCAAAUGCACUCCCAAUUGGCACCGACAUAUGCUGGGAUUUUUAAUUACACCAAUAACCCAAUUGGACGAGCUGAAAGGUUGGGAAUAGACCCGAAAGAAUUUGGUGUGAGUCACACGGACGACUUGAUUUUCGUCCUAAAUAGUACAAACAAACCCCCAAUCACGGAAAACCAUUACGGUUUCGCUGUUACUAAACUGAUUACAAAUAUGUAUGCAAAUUUUGGGAAGUCGAACAUCCCCUCGUUCACCGGAGAAGACGGAAACUUAUACAAUUUCUGGGACAGUGUCAUAAAUCCAGAAAAUUUUCAAAUUCUUCAAAUAGACGAAGAAGUGAAAAUGAUUGAUAAUCCUUACACAAAAUCCGCCAAAUUUUGGGAAUCUUUACAUAUUCCAGAUAUGAAGCAGUUUAUAAAACUGUCAGUAAAAAAAUCUUCAUAAAAAAACAUACCUAGCAUUCAAGACUGUUACAUUAUGAUAUGAUCUCAUUUAUAACUUUGUAUCAUUAUUAUUGCUAACUAACUGAGCAAUUCAAUGCAAUAAAAUAAAUAUCAAUAAAAUAUGCAAAUUACAA
This is a messenger RNA of Folsomia candida, 2721 nucleotides long. RefSeq names its product venom carboxylesterase-6. The coding region runs from base 648 to 2588 and encodes 646 amino acids. NCBI's taxonomy places the organism in Eukaryota, Metazoa, Arthropoda, Collembola, Entomobryomorpha, Isotomidae. The transcript is spliced from 12 exons. The record is from RefSeq and is a predicted model, not a curated record.